CCUGCCUUUUCUCAUUGUAAAUUAAACUCACUCCUCCUUCAACAAGGAAAACAUCUCAAGAAAACCCUCAAAUUUUUUUCCAAAAUUCCAAAAAAGAUCCUAAGAUUUCUCACGUUACAGGAAAAAUGUCAAUCAUGUGGUUUUCUAUUGUUGGUCUCUUUUGUAUAUUUAAUUGCGUCCAAGCCAAUGAAGAAGGAUGGAUUGAAGCUCAUGCAACUUUCUAUGGAGGUGGUGAUGCUUCCGGAACAAUGGGUGGAGCAUGCGGUUAUGGGAAUUUGUACAGCCAAGGAUAUGGUACAAACACAGCAGCAUUGAGUACAGCAAUGUUCAACAAUGGAUUGAGUUGUGGAGCUUGCUUUGAGAUUAAGUGCGUAGGUGAUUCAAGGUCAUGCCUUCCAGGUUCCAUAGUGGUCACUGCAACCAAUUUUUGCCCACCAAAUUACGCGCUACCGAACAAUGCUGGAGGUUGGUGCAAUCCUCCCCUGCACCAUUUUGACCUUGCUCAGCCUGUUUUUCAACAAAUGGCUCAGUACAGAGCUGGGAUUGUACCUGUUGCUUACAAAAGGGUACCAUGCCAGAAAAGGGGAGGCAUCAGAUUCACAAUGAAUGGCCACUCAUACUUUAAUUUGGUGCUAGUGACCAACGUGGGAGGUUCAGGAGAUGUUAAUGCAGUUUCUGUUAAAGGCUCUAGAACAGGCUGGAUAACUAUGUCACGCAAUUGGGGUCAAAAUUGGCAGAGCAAUUCAUUUCUUGAUGGUCAAAUACUCUCCUUUAAGAUCACUACUGGUGAUGGCCGCACUGUAAUCUGCAACAACGCUGUACCUGCUGGAUGGUCCUUUGGUCAAACUUACACCGGCGCCCAGUUCAACUAAUUAAUAAUUGGUGGUCUUGCUACAAAAAAUAAAUUUAUUGCAAGUGUGACAAAUUAGGAUUACUAAUUAGUGGUAUUGGGAAGGGCUUAUUUUAAAGUGGCUCCGAAGUCCGAACCAUUUUUUCUUGUUUGCUUUUCUGAAAGUAAUUAAGAUGUGAAGUCAUAAGUUUCUGCCUCUGGUCAUUUUAGGAGGAGGAUAGAAAUUGGGGCAGAGGUGGUGGAUUUUAUUGUCACCACCCGCCACAGAACUUCAUAGUAGGGGAAUACUAUUAUUUUAGUGAUAAAACCAUUUUAGUUUUUGUUCUU
This is a messenger RNA of Lycium ferocissimum, 1177 nucleotides long. Its product is annotated as expansin-A1-like. Gene Ontology annotation, cellular component: extracellular region. Bases 126 to 872 code for a protein of 248 amino acids. The transcript is spliced from 3 exons. Gene Ontology annotation, biological process: plant-type cell wall organization. The record is from RefSeq and is a predicted model, not a curated record. Lineage: Eukaryota; Viridiplantae; Streptophyta; Magnoliopsida; Solanales; Solanaceae.